This is a messenger RNA of Triticum aestivum (bread wheat), 2708 nucleotides long. Its product is annotated as pentatricopeptide repeat-containing protein At4g01570. Gene Ontology annotation, cellular component: chloroplast. Gene Ontology annotation, biological process: mitochondria-nucleus signaling pathway; chloroplast-nucleus signaling pathway. The coding region runs from base 99 to 2402 and encodes 767 amino acids. The record is from RefSeq and is a predicted model, not a curated record. The transcript has a single exon. Lineage: Eukaryota; Viridiplantae; Streptophyta; Magnoliopsida; Poales; Poaceae. Gene Ontology annotation, molecular function: protein binding.
UAUCCUCAUCCUCAAAAUCAUCAAAAGAAAAGAAACGAAAAAAAAAAGUCGGACGAACGAGACACUCUCGCCACGGUCAGGCGCCACAGCGGGGCAGCAUGAUGCUGCCGGCGGCGUGCGUCCGGCGCCUGGCCACGGCCGCAGCGGCGCCGCUCUCCGACCUCACGGACGCGCUGCUCGCCACCCGCCUCGCCAACCACCUCCUCACCACGCCGCACAUCCCGCCCGCGCUCCUGCCCGCCGCGCCGCUGCCGCUCCCCGUCCGCCUCCACGUCCUCCGCCACCCCGCCCUCCCGCCCACCUCCAAGCUCUCCUUCUUCCUCGCCGCCACGCCGCCCGCCUCCCCGCACCUCGCCGCCACCUUCCCCGUCCUGCUCCGCGCGCUCGCCACGCACUCCCCUCCGCUCCUCGACGCGCUCCUCCCCUUCGCGCUCUCCUCCCCGUCCCCCGACGCCCUCCUGCCCCGCCUGCUCUCCGCGCUCCUCUCCGCCUCCCGCCUCGACGCCGCGCUCGCGCUCCUCCAGGACGCCCCUCCCGACCUCCUCCCGCGCCUCGCCGCCGCCGCCAUCCCUUCCCUCAUCGCCUGCCCUGACCCCCUCUCCGCCGUCCCCGCCAUCCGCAGGCUGCUUCCCAUCGCCUCCCACCCGCCUCACGUCCGAGCCACCAACCGCCUCCUCCUCGCCCUGUCCAAGGCGAACCUCUACGAUGACUUCUGCCAUGUGUUCGACGAAAUGUCAAGGAGGGGCCUUCCUUCCAACUUGAGGUUCUACAACAUUUGCAUCCACGCCUUCGGCAAGUGGAAGCGCCUGGACAAGUCCCUCAAGCUUUUCGCGGCUAUGAAAGCCGCCUCUCCUCCGCUUGUGCCAGAUAUAUGCACGUACAAUUCGGUCAUUCGUGUUCUUGUGAUUGGUGGGAGGGUGGCUGACGCUUUGCUGGUCUUUGAUGAAAUGAAGUUGGCUGGGAUCCACCCAGACGUGUUCACUUACCACGCGGUUGUGGAUGGGUGCUGCAAGAGUUUCAGGAUGGAUGACGCGCUGCGUAUGUUUCAGGAGAUGCGCGGGGGCACCAGGCUGAAGGGGGGUGUCGUGGUGUACAAUUCACUUCUAAAUGGACUCUUCAAAGCAAAGAGGCUUGAUGAGGCAUGCGGUUUUUUCGAGACAAUGGUGGCGGAUGGGAUCCAAUGCUCAGCGAGCACACAUAACACUGUGAUCGAUGGGCUGUUCAAGAACGGGAGGGCAGAAGCAGCAUGUCGGCUGUUCUAUGAGCUAAGGAAGAAAGGUCAGCUAUUGGAUGGGAUUGCGUACAGUAUCAUGGUAAGGGAGUUCUGCAAGGAGGGGACAGGGGACCAAGUUGCAGAGGCAGUCAGUUUGGUGAAAGAGAUGGAAGAGCGGGGCUUUGUUAUUGAUUUGGUUACCGUUACAUCAUUACUUCUAGGUUUUAACAAGAGUAGACGGUGGGAUUUGGAAGAGAAGAUAGUGAAGAUCAUAAGAGAUAGCUCUGUCUUGCCAGAUGCCAUUCGAUGGAAGUCCAACAUGAUGGAUGCCUUGACAGGACCACAAGAUAGAGCGAAAGAUAGAACAUCAAUCUUUCCAUUUGAUGGUAAUAUGAACGAUGUGAUGAGUUUGCUCAAUCCUGCAGUAUGCACUGAUACAAAUGAAGGAACCACACAUAAUGAACCCAAGGAUGAUUGGUCUUUGUCCCCACACUUGGAUCAUCUUGCCAAACAUGCUGAUCAUUCAAAUAAUUCUGCUAUAUUUACAGUGCACAGAGGUCAGAGGGUGGAAGGCAUGGGGGGUAAAACUUUUGAUGCUGACAUGGUUAAUACAUAUAUGUCAAUCUUUUUAGCCAAAGGGAAGUUGAGUGUAGCCUGCAAGUUAUUUGGGAUCUUUACAAAUCUGGGAAGGAAAGGGACAAGUUAUACAUACAAUUCACUGAUGACCUCAUUUGUCAAGAAGGGGUAUUUGAAGCAGGUCUGGGCAGUUCUUCAUGAGAGGGGUGGACAGCUCUGCCCCAAUGAUAUAGCAACAUACAACCUGAUAAUACAAGGUCUUGGCCAGAUGGGAAAAACAGAGGUAGCUAGCUCAAUCAUGGAACAAUUGUCAAAGAAAGGUGUUUACAUGGAUAUUGUUAUGUACAACACUUUGAUCAAUCAAUUGGGAAAGGUCGGAAAGGUUGAAGAAGCAAACUGUUUGCUUGAGCAGAUUAUCACAAGGGGCAUGAAACCAGAUCUUGUUACUUUUAAUACCUUGAUCAAUAUUAAUGUGAAAGCUGGUAGGUUGAAGGAAGCCGACAAGUAUUUGAGGAGGAUGAUUGCAGAAGGCAUUGCUCCAAAUCACGUGACGGAAACAAUAAUGAUUUUCCUUGAUAAGGAGAUUCAAAAGAAAAAACAGCAAUCUAAAUGAACUACCAAAAAAGCACGAAUAAUAUCAGUGCAACGAAGGCUUUUUCAAGAUACUAUAUUGGCGAAAAUGUAAAGAUGCAUAAGCAUGGUAAUGUUGGAAAGUCCGUUGAAGAAUGCUUCCUUAGAUCAUUGAAUGACGGGAGUAUGUACCUAGAACUACAGGUGUUUUUCUUUAUGUUUUUCAUUUUUCGUAUGUGAUUUAUGAAGUCAUGUACUGCACAUGUAUCCUAAUUUUAUUAUAGAAGUGAUAUUGUAUGAAACAUACAAAUGCCGUGUGAUAUUUGAUAUAUGAAUAUUUGGACGGCCA